AUGCUAUCAAUCGCGACGAAAAAACGGCUUGUCACUCAUUCACUCAGCAAUGCCAUCCGAGCGGACCAGCAGCGAAUCCGCUCGACUGCGAUCGACGAAAAAGUGAGUUGGCGUGGGGCGCCGGCUGCCCUUUCGACGCUGCGUCUCGCCUCUCGUCGCGCGCGCCCGACGCUCUGAGCGUUCUUUGCUCGUCCUCCUCCUCUUCAGCCGCCACUCGCUCUCACAACCGCCCCGUCGACGUUUCUUGCCUCGCUCUCCGUCCGUCGCCCGUGGACCUCCUUCCCUCCUCUUUGCCAAACCUCUUACUACCUACCUGUUCCGUGAAGUGAGCAACAGCAGCUUCGGUAGUGCACCUGUCUCUUUCCCCUUCGUGGGGCGCCCACGGUCAGCGGUCUGGCCCUAAAUGCACUUUACCCCUCUCUCGUUUUGUUUGUCCACACAUUUCACUCACCCCUAGUACGGAACUGCAGAAAAUUUUAGGCCGCCGACCAAAAAAAAAGCAUGAAGCGGCGGCAGUAGCUCUUCCGGGAAGGGCCCCCUACGCCAUCUUGUCUAUUCUCCUCCCUCUUCUUCAUUCAACGACCUUCGUCGCUUUUGGUUUUUCGUUUUUCGGCCGCCGCCGAGACACGUCGCACGUCAUUCACAUUCGUACGCAUUAAUGUAUUUAUAUUGCAGACAGACUACAACGAACAAACUAUGGAUGAGCACGAUCCGGGCAUGGAAAUGAUGCUGUCAGCGAUGGUAUCGCCACUCGACGACGAUCUUCCGUGGCCGUUUCAGGAGCGAAUCGUCAAGGAAGAUGGUCAGCGGCGCUUCGCCGUCGUAUUCCUCUCCAACAUGCUCGCUUUCAGACACUCUCGAUUCAGCAGCACAGAGUCCUUCCUCCAGUCUUUUCGAUGAUUUCGACGACUCCUCGAGCUCAUCGUUCCCCUCCUCACUUUCGUCGCCGUCGUUCACGUCUUCCGAUUCUGGAAGUGAGUCGGCUCAAAGCUCCACACGUUUUGUGUACAGUUCGUCCUCUCUUACAGCGAAUUCGCUGUCCUCCUUCGACAUGAUGAUGAACAUGUUCCCUGAUCCGAUGAGUCCGACCAUCAGCGAGGAACGGUUUGCACCGCCGCCGCCGGUUCCAGUGCGGAAAAACGUUGUCGGUAAGGCAGUCGGAAACAAGUUUUUGACAAUUUUCAGAAUAUUUCAGUACGAAGACGUCCGCGCGAGUGCUCUAUGGUCUGUUGGCUAUUCAGGACUUUGCUGACAUCAGAGUAUCGUGCGCUGCCGGUCAAUGCGAUCUACGAAAUCUUCGAAGAGACGGUUAGCACCUUGUUCUCUACCUUUUUACCUAUUCUCUUCUGUUUCAGAUGCAGCAAACGACGGCUGGAAGCGGGCGCCACUACCGCCAGUCCAUCCGUCAUUGCCUGAUGACUUCGGCAGUUUUCGUGCGCGUUCUUACCCCGAAUGUGAGCUUUUACUCUUUUCUUCUCCGCCGAGCUCAUAUCAUAUUCCCCCUGCAGUGUAAACCUGAGUUGCAGGCGCGUCAACUUUCGAAAAUCUAGCUGAUAAAAACUGUAACGCCGCGAAAGUGUUUGCAACAUUACCGAACGAAAGCUCAGUUUCCAGCAAACAAAAAGGAAACGAAGCGAAACGUGAAACGCGUAAAUACUAUGUAUUUAUCGAGUUUCGAGUAAUCUUUGCACCAACCGUCGCAUCUGUUGUUUCGGAGCCGAGCAGCAGCCCGAAAGCUCUUCCCCUCCCGUCGUCGCUCGCGCUGAUUUUUUGAGACGAGAGCAAAUAGGCAGCACUCGGAAGGGCGGAAAGGGAGCAGUCCCUGUACACGUACUGUGCUCGCAAUUCCUCCAAAUUAUGUAAAUGCGAGCGCGAAUGUCAAACAGAUUUGAAGCGCCGGGAGGGGGAUCAUCAGCAUCAACCUACAACACAGAGUGUAGUCCGAAAGGAUGUUUCUCUGAUGGCGAAGAUGAUUGGCGAGGUGCGGUAAUCGAAUAUUAGUGCGCUGCGGGUGUAUGCAAGUGUGUAUAAAUACAUAUCGAUGAUUGCCUCUCCUCUCGCGGGACCAUUGAACAAAUCGAAGAGUUCUUUGAGGUCCGAAGCGAUUCUUCGAAAUAAUAAAAACAUGAAAGUUCACACACAUGCGCCAUCGCAUCGCAAAUCCUCGUGAUUUUCACAAGACUUUGCCCGAAGCUGCGGCUGUUUUCCGAGUAAAUGCAUCACAUCGAAAAUCUUUCAGCCCCGCAAGGAUUUCCUGGUGAUGAACGAGCAAGGCUCCUGGUGGACUGUGCACCCGGACUGCGAGUCCGCGUGCGCCGAGCACGUCUUCAGAAGCGGCGCCGCUCACCGCUGCCCUCCACUCGCUUCCAUUCCGGCCUACUACUCGAGGUUCGUCGCCAAAUUGAUCUAUAAUUCAUUGGAAUGCGAACAAGAAGAAAAACCGAGACAUGUUGCCCUUCGAUCUCUUAUCAGUGUGUAAUCGCUCCGAGGCUCUCUAUCUAUCCCUUCCCCCGUAUUUCUCGGGAACACUGAAACACUUUUCCAGAGAUCUUUUUUCUUUUUGUCUCCCCGGGGAAUUGUUGGCAACUCUGUGCGUUUGUGUGUAAGAUAAGGCGUUUUUUCUGUCUCUCGUGUCGCGCUCAACGGGUGCUCAUCGUUCCUACGAUAGAUUGCAACCAAAUAUUUGUGCCUUCCGUCAAACCGCCGCGAUAACUCUUCGACCUGGUGAGAGAGGAGAGAGAUAGAGAGAGAUAGAGAUAGAGAGAGAGAGAGAGAGAGUGAGAGAGAAUCCUUGAUUCUUACAACACGCACUCGGAGGCAGUUGAUAUCAUAAGAAAAGCGAUGAGUGACGAGAAGAGCAGAAUGCGCUCGGGGCUGGUGGUGUAAAAAAUGUUUUUGCGUUUAGUUAUCGCAAUUGAUGAUAUCGGAGAGAUGCGGAAGUUAUCGAGAAACAUGCCAAGCUUUCAGAGUUCGAAUGGAAGAAGCCAAGGCUGCCGCGGCUCCAGCAGCGACGGGACCAAUCCGCGCCACGUACGGAUACUCGUCUGCUUCGUCUUCUGAAUGCUCAUCGACGUCGUCGUCGUCCGCCUCGUCGCCGGCGCCGUCGAUCAGUGUACGGAGAUUCGAUCCGAUCCGCAAAGUGACGUACGGAACGAUGGGAGCACCCAGAGUCACUUAUAAGAAGUUUGCCACUGGGUACGUGUCAAAAACGUGGCAAACUGCAAAAAGACUCUUUCUUUAGAUAUCCACAAAAGAUGAUGACACCCGGGACGAGUGCGCCGCCAACGCUUGUGAAUCCGCGUUCGAUUCUGCUCAACGAUAUCGCCGUCGAUCACGAAGAAGUCGUCUAG
Messenger RNA from Caenorhabditis sp. 36 PRJEB53466, 3350 nucleotides. Lineage: Eukaryota; Metazoa; Nematoda; Chromadorea; Rhabditida; Rhabditidae. The record is from the annotation of a GenBank genome assembly.